UCGGACCUAUUUUUGUGUCGAACUCUUACUUCCGGCAAAUCACUUAGUCGCAAAGGUGAAAGUAGCAGUUUUACUUGUUUCAUUUUUUCUCCUUGUUUAAAUUUUCUGACCGACACAGCAUGGCAUGGAUCCCCUGGGAGUGCAGAACUCGGGAACUAACUUUAAACAACCAAAGCCCUAUCCUUGAUGGGUUUUUAAGCAGUUAGCUAUUAUUAAACACAGGAGCUAACCGGUUAGCUAGCAACUUUAGGCACUCGUUGCCUAGAAUCUCCAACCCUGUGGCGGUUCGCUCUCUGUAGGCUACUUAAGUUGUAGAAUCUUUACUAAGUAAACGUUUCUCUGUAAAGAAGGAACAAGCAAUUCCAUGUGGUCGCAUUGGUUCAUUAUGAUAUUUUAAUGGGAGGCGGCUUCCUUUGGAGGACUGCACACCAGGGUUUGCGUGCUGAGAAGAGAAAGGCGAACAUCGCUGUCUGUUGGGCUCCCAUGGAGUCUUUGGCCGGCUACGUUUAUAAAGCAGCCAGCGAGGGUCGGGUCCUGACACUGGCCGCACUUCUACUCAACCACUCUGAGGUGGAGACUCGGUUCCUCCUGAGCUACGUGACUCAUCUGGCCGGCCAAAGGUCCUCUCCUCUUAUCAUCGCAGCACGGAAUGGACACGACAAUGUGGUGCGUCUCCUCCUGGACCACUACAAAGUGGACACAGAACAGACUGGCACGGUCCGGUUCGACGGCUACAUCAUUGACGGCGCCACAGCGCUGUGGUGUGCAGCUGGAGCCGGACACUUUGAGGUAGUUCACCUCCUGGUGAGCCAUGGCGCUAACGUCAACCACACAACCAUUACCAACUCCACUCCCCUCCGGGCUGCCUGCUUCGAUGGUCGACUGGACAUCGUCCGCUACCUGGUGGAACACAACGCCGACAUCAGCAUCACCAACAAGUUUAACAACACCUGCUUGAUGAUCGCUGCCUAUAGGGGCCAUGUGGACGUGGUUAAGUUCUUGUUGGAGCAGGGUGCCGAUGUCAAUGGCAAGGCUCACUGCGGGGCCACAGCCCUGCACUUCGCAGCAGAGGCAGGCCAUCUGGAAAUUGUGAAAGAGCUCAUGGACUCCCAGGCUGCCAUGCGGAUGAAUGGACAUGGCAUGACACCAUUAAAGGUAGCUGCAGAGAGCUGUAAAGCUGAUGUGGUGGAGCUGUUGAUGGCUCAUGCUGACUGCGACCCUCCCAGUCGCAUCGAGGCUUUGGAGCUGCUGGGGGCGUCUUUUGCCAAUGACCGGGAGAACUAUGACAUCCAGAAAACAUACCAGUACCUUCACAUGGCCAUGACGGAGCGCUACCAUGACCCUGACAACAUCAUUGUGAAGGACUUGCUGCCACCCAUUGAAGCUUAUGGGGGGCGUAGUGAGUGUAAAACGCUCCAGCAGCUGGAAGCCAUCCGGGUGGACAGGGAUGCCUUGCACAUGGAGGGGCUCAUGAUUCGGGAACGCAUAAUGGGCUCAGACAACAUUGACUUGUCGCAUCCCAUCAUUUAUCGAGGAGCAGUCUGUGCAGACAACAUGGAGUUUGAGCAGUGCAUCAAACUGUGGCUUCAUGCCCUUCGACUCCGGCAAAAGGGGAACCGGAACACGCACAAAGAUUUGCUGCGCUUCGCCCAGGUGUUCUCCCAGAUGGUGCACCUGAAGGAGGUGGUGUUGGCCUCAGCAGUGGAGCAGGUCCUCAGCUGCAGUGUCCUGGAGAUUCAGCGCAGCAUGGCUCGAGUUGACAAAGCGGUUGAAUCCGAGCUGCCACAGGCCAUGGACAAUUAUGAAUCCAAUAUUUUUACUUUUCUUUAUUUGGCCUGCAUCUCCACUAAGACUAACUGCAGUGAUGAGGAACAAGUCAAGAUUAACAAGCACAUUUAUGACCUGAUCCAGCUGGAUCCACGGACACGUGAAGGCUCCUCACUGCUCCACCUGGCCAUCAGCUCCAGCACACCUGUUGAUGAUUUUCACACCAACGACGUCUGCAGCUUCCCUAAUGCCAAGGUGACCAAGCUGCUUCUGGACUGUGGUGCUCAGGUAAAUGCAGUGGAUCACGAAGGAAACACUCCCCUCCACGUUAUUGUCCAGUACAACCGACCAAUCAGUGACUUCCUCACUCUACAUGCCAUUAUCAUCAACUUGGUCGAGGCUGGGGCCCACACAGACAUGACCAACAAGCAGAAGAAGACUCCGCUGGACAAAAGUACCACAGGUGUGUCUGAGAUCCUGCUGAAGACCCAGAUGAAAAUGAGCCUGAAGUGCCUGGCAGCACGUGCUGUCCGACAGCACCAGAUCACUUAUCGCAACCAGAUUCCCAAAACUCUGGAAGAGUUUGUGGAGUUCCACUGAACUCAGAUCAGAAAACUCAGAGGUAGGGUCAAAUCUGUUGUUUCUUUCAAACAAUGGAUUCAUAAGGUGCUGAAAGUAGUUCACCAGUAAAGUUUUUAAAGCAUUUUUAUGUUGAUAAAACCUAUUUUUUUUAUAAAUGUUGGUUUUGCAGACUAACACACCUGCAUAAACAGGCUGUCCUGGUUGAUGUGCGUAGAAUUGCUUCUACGGCUCAUUUUUUUGCAAUAAACCAGAGAAAUCCCUUUUAAGUUCUGCAGAGAUUUUCUGACGGUUUGGUGAAUGUGUAUUUUUGAAAUACAGAGAAGACACAGGUUGGUCCUUUCAUCCUUUGUGUUAUGUCAUACAUGCCAUGUUACUGUGAAAAGGUUGUCAGACAAAAUGAAUGGGUGCCUAUGAAGAAAUGCACAGCCAGCCUCGCUUGGGUUCCCUGUAUUCAUCUCAUGAAUUGUAUUUUUAGAAUUAAAACUAUUUUAUUGAA
Poecilia latipinna (sailfin molly) is the source of this 2845-nucleotide messenger RNA. RefSeq names its product fem-1 homolog b (gene fem1b). The transcript is spliced from 2 exons. The coding region runs from base 397 to 2367 and encodes 656 amino acids. Lineage: Eukaryota; Metazoa; Chordata; Actinopteri; Cyprinodontiformes; Poeciliidae. The record is from RefSeq and is a predicted model, not a curated record. Gene Ontology annotation, molecular function: protein binding.